GGUUUACUUUUUUGAAUUAAAAUAAGCAUUUAAGAUUAAACAACGAUUCCUGUCACCGACUCACCCGGUCUGCUUCUUUUUCCUCUUCUUCUUCUUCUUCUUCUUCGCCUUCUUCUUCCCAAACAAGCCUUUCAGCCUCGUAAACAAUUUACAACCUCAGUGGUCAGCACGGCCUCUUCUCUUCUUCUUCCGCGACCUCUCCAGCGUCUUUCAAUUCUUAAGCACGUCUUUCUUGCAGUUGAUAAUGGCAGAAGUUGGGGAGUCUUCUGGCGCGAAGCCCUUCGAGGAAAUUUGGGCAAGGCUCGAACCAUCGGACACAAGAUAUUCGGCCAUCGAGCUGAGAUCAAAUGAGGAAGUAAUACGCUCAGAGAUCCUAUCAUCUUGUUUUGAGAAGCACGAAUGGUGUAAAAUAACGAGGAAUCCUGAUCUGCGUUCUGCCACAAUGCAAAAUCUGAGUUCAAAUGAGAUACGUGUUGAUGAAGCUGUUAUCCAUGAUGAAGGUUCUACUGUUAUCGAGAGUGGAAGUGAAAUUUUUCCUGGUCCUGAUAGAGAAGGGUAUUUGAGCUACAGAUUCGAAGUAGCACCUACUGUUGAUUGCUGGAAGAAACAGCUAAAGAUCUGUUUGGAUGCUGAGCACGCAAAAUGCAGCAUUUGCCUCAAUGUAUGGCAUGAUGUUGUGACUGUUGCCCCUUGCCUUCACAACUUCUGCAAUGGAUGCUUUUCAGAGUGGUUACGAAGGUCUCAGAAGAAACAUGCAAGUGUUCUCUGUCCACAAUGUAGGGCCGUUGUACAAUUUGUUGGAAAAAACCACUUUCUGCACGCAAUUGCAGAGGAGAUACUGAAAAUGGAUGGUUCAUUGAAACGAUCUAAUGAAGAAAUUGCACAGUUAGAUUCUUAUGCAUCGAUACAAUCAAAUCUUGUAAUUACAACUGCAAAAAAGCAAGGUCGGAAGAGAGCACGUUUACCCUUGAAUGGGGAAGAUGAUGGCAUGGAGCUUCCAUGUCCUCAAUGUGGCGUUGAAUUUGGUGGGUUCCAAUGCAAUCGGAAUACUGCCCAUCUACAAUGUCAAGCAUGUGGAGGAAUGAUGCCUUCCAGGACCAAUAUUACUGUACCGCAGCAUUGUUUGGGAUGUGAUAGAGCAUUUUGUGGUGCUUAUUGGCAUGCUCAGAGGGUUCUUGAAAGUAACUCCCACCCAGUGUGCAGCCGUGAGACGUUGAAACCAAUCUCAGAACAUACGAUUACAAGAAUUCCAUUUUCAGCACAUGAAAGCAAUCAACAUGAACAAGAUAUUACAGAGAGGUGCAUUAGACAAAUGGGGAGAACUCUGCAGGAUGUUAUUUCAGAUUGGAUUGUCAAGUUGAAUAACAGAGAAAUUGAUCGUACGAGGAUGCCACUGAAUCACGCAGAGAUGAUAACUUCACGGACCCAUGUUUGCAAUGAUUGUUACGACAAAUUGGUUUCAUUCCUCUUGUACUGGUUCCGAAUUUCUAUGCCUAAACAUCAUCUCACACCAGAUGCAUCUAAAAGGGAAGAUUGCUGGUAUGGAUAUACAUGUCGCACCCAGCACCACAACGACGAUCAUGCUCGGAAAAGAAACCAUGUUUGUCGUCCAACUAGGGGUUCUAAUAUGUAAUGGCAUUGUACUUAAAUUUAUAUGGUAUUUUUUGUACCUUAAUGACUAUGUGUGCUGCCCACUGGAUCAUGUGAUGGUUGAGACUGCUUGUGAAUUUUCGAUGCAGCUUUUAUCUAUCGCAUUCCUUUGUUCUUCUUCCCCCGUUGUACAUUAAUGAAUUUUUUGAGGCAUCUCUUAUGGAUUAAUUCAUUGAAGCUAAUACCCAAAAGCUCUUAAAGCUUGUGCUGCUUUGCCAAAAA
Molecule: messenger RNA, 1872 nt
Organism: Malania oleifera
Lineage: Eukaryota; Viridiplantae; Streptophyta; Magnoliopsida; Santalales; Ximeniaceae
Exons: 15
Coding region: 245-1633 (462 amino acids)
Biological process (GO): protein ubiquitination; mitotic cell cycle checkpoint signaling; ubiquitin-dependent protein catabolic process
Cellular component (GO): nucleus
Molecular function (GO): ubiquitin-protein transferase activity; metal ion binding
Source: RefSeq, a predicted model, not a curated record